CUUUUCUCUAAGUUAUUCUUCUAGACAGACCCCACCAAAAAUGGCUGAUUCAGGUACAGCUACAAUAAGAACACGCAACUUUAUUACCAAUCGGCUUUUGCGCAGAAGGCAAUUUGUGGUUGAUGUUCUUCAUCCUGGUCGUGCUAAUGUAUCAAAAGAUGAACUUCGCGAAAAGUUAGCCACAAUGUAUAAAUGUGACAAAGAGAUUAUUUUUGUUUUCGGGUUUCGUACCGUUUUUGGUGGUGGUCGUUCAACUGGUUUUGGCUUGAUUUAUGAAGAUAUUGAACAUGCAAAAAAAUUUGAACCAAAAUAUAGGCUUGUUAGGCAAAAACUUGCAGAAUCCGAGAAAACCGCUCGUAAACAACGUAAAGAGCGAAAGAAUCGUGCCAAGAAAUUCCGUGGUACCAAGAAGACAAAAGCUACUACUAAGAAAGAAAAGUAAAUCGAGCAAUAACUACAAAUCUCUAUCACAUGAGAGCGAGUACUAUAUUAAUAAUUUUAAUCAUUCGACAAGUCAUAUUAAAUUAAUCCUCUUGACUAGAAAAAAUAUAUAUAGCUUUAUAUAUGACAAUCUAAAAUUAAAGGGAAUUAAUUAUAUUUGAGCACAUAUUAUUGUUUUAACGUAAAAAUUUUCAUUUUAAAAAUUCCGUAUUCAAUAUCAUUAAAAAAAAAAUAUGUAUUUUAAAGCAAU
Molecule: messenger RNA, 691 nt
Organism: Rhizophagus irregularis DAOM 181602=DAOM 197198
Lineage: Eukaryota; Fungi; Glomeromycota; Glomeromycetes; Glomerales; Glomeraceae
Product: 40S ribosomal protein eS24
Biological process (GO): translation
Cellular component (GO): ribosome
Molecular function (GO): structural constituent of ribosome
Source: RefSeq, a predicted model, not a curated record